AUGUUGGUUUCAGGGAUUCAGAGGAUCACUCUGCUCUCUUGUCUCAUCCUCUCCAUGACUCUGUUUUUCCCCAAAGUGUUUUUAUCUGGAGAGAAGGAGAAGGUGGUUCUUCAGUCAGAAGCAGCUGGUCCUGGAAAUCUUCCCAUGUUGAGAUUCAGACAUGAAGCAUCUACAGGAGAUGAUGAUGAUGAUGAUGAUGAGUGUUCACCUGAAUCACUUUCUACAAGUCAGAAGCUCAAGAUCUUUUCCCAGACGAAGACUUUUCAGAAAUCCUCACUCCUCUCUCACGUGGCUCCCAUUUACGGCUUUGGGAUUUUCCUCUACAUCAUUUACGUCUUCUAUAAGUUGACCGAUAAACACCGAGCUACAGGACAUCACUGCAGCUUCUCCAUCCUCAUCCCUGAACACACAGCACAGGAGACACCUGAAGAUGAGAUGACUCAGACCAGUUCAAAACAGAUGGAAGGGCAGAGAGAGAGGGGAACCUCAAAAUCUCUCCCAAAUCCUGCAAGAAGUGCACAUGAAGAGAGAAAACUCCAGCACAUGAUGAAGAUCACACAGAUUUUGGUGGAGGGACAGAUGCUGGAUGAUGUCACCCCUGAGGUGGAAGCUGAGGAAACUCCGUAUACAGCACACUGGGAGGGUUAUCCAGAAGAAACCUUUCCUCAGUAUGAGGUGCCGCUUUCCAGAUACCGAUAUCCAAGUAUCAUCCUGGAGGAGCCUCAUGGAGAUGUUCCUACACCUGAGGAACUGGCUGAAAGAAUGCAGAGAGAAGAAGAGGAGGAUGAAACGGAUGAAGAUACUAAAGGGAUGAAGGAUGAUGGUGAACUUGAAAAGAGAGAACAAAAAGAUGAUAAUGAAGAUGAUGCUGAUGAAGAAGAUUAUAAACAGGAUGAAGAAGAAGAGGAGGAGAGCAGUGAAGACCAACCUUGUCUGGUUUGUAAUUCUACUGAUAAAGAGAAGAUUCCAGAUUCAGGAAAUCAGAAGGAAGGAGAAACUCCUGGAAGGAAAAGACAGAUAACGUUCAGUAAUCACAGGCACAUCUUCCACUAUCCAAAAGGAGGCGCUGUUGGUUGCAGAUAUGAAGAUGAGGAGGUGGAAGAAGAAGCUCCUGAAGACGAUAAUGAUGAUGAUGAUGAUGAUGAUGAUUAUGAUUAUGAUGUGAUUGAGGAAAAGCAAGAUGAAGAUGAUGAUGUAAUGGAGAUGGAGGAGGAGAUGGAGAUGGAGGAGGACGACCCACUGAUGGAGGCUGAGCGUCUGGGCUUCAGCACUCGGUUCACAUGUGAUCCUGAGGAACAGGAAGUUGAUCUAAUCGACUUCCUUCUCAUGUAUAAACCUGAAGCUGUGAUUAAGUCUGAACAGUCAGGAGCAGCUGAAGCUCCGGGGCUCAGGAUGCGCUGCAAGAACCAGAAGAAGGAAAACUGACCGGAUUUCAUUUCACUGUCCAGAACAAACUCCAGGCUCUGAUGGUGAAUUACUUUUAAUCUAAAAUAAACUAAAAUAAACUAAACCAAAGUAUACUAAACUAAACUUAAAUAAAAAAGUUAUAACCAGAAAGCAAACACCAGAUCAUAGUUUUUUUAUCAUCACAGGUAUAUUUAGGUCGUCUGUGAUCAUUUUUGUUUGAUUUCUGCUGUUUGUUUGUUUGUUUAUUUCGGAGUGUUUAAUAAA
Hemibagrus wyckioides is the source of this 1671-nucleotide messenger RNA. RefSeq names its product RIC3 acetylcholine receptor chaperone a (gene ric3a). Gene Ontology annotation, cellular component: neuronal cell body; neuron projection; intracellular membrane-bounded organelle. Lineage: Eukaryota; Metazoa; Chordata; Actinopteri; Siluriformes; Bagridae. The coding region runs from base 1 to 1425 and encodes 474 amino acids. The transcript is spliced from 6 exons. The record is from RefSeq and is a predicted model, not a curated record. Gene Ontology annotation, biological process: protein localization to cell surface; synaptic transmission, cholinergic.